UUCUCUCUGAAUUGUUGAAUUACUAGCUAAUGCUAGCGCCGUGUUUUUGCUUUACCUGCAUAGCCUAUUUAGACGAACCAUCUCCUCGUUUUGAGACAAUGUUAUAAAUAUAUUUUUACAACGAAUUAGUCAGCGGGGAACGUAUAAUAUUAUGCAGUUCCAGAUAUAUGGAAAACAAUAACAGUCCAACAACAAACUGGACUGGCUAACUACCAGGUUAGCAUGAACGCUAACGUUAGUUAGCUACGCCUACGAUGAAUAAUUUCAACAGUCGGACUGGUAAAAAAGCCCAGAGCAUGUGUGGCUAGCCGCCGCAGACCGCCGCACUGACCAGCCUGUGUGGGAGGACGGACCCUGAGCGCCAUGGCGACGCGGAACAGGAACUCGGUGCAGAUCCUGCUGGGACGCGAGAGAGGCGCCGCCGUGUUGGGCUCCCAGCGCUUCCUGCAGCAGCUGGUGGAGGAGAGGACGCGCUGGAUGAAAUGGCAAAGCCAGAAGGUGGAGUUGCCGGACAGUCCUCGCUCAACAUUCCUACUGGCCUUCAGUCCAGACAGGAAGCUGAUGGCAUCGACGCACGUGAACCACAACAUCUACAUCACGGAGGUGCAGACGGGGAAGUGCGUCCACUCUCUGAUUGGCCACCGCCGCACGCCCUGGUGUGUGACCUUUCACCCCACCAUCCCCGGCCUGCUCGCCUCCGGCUGCCUCGACGGAGAGGUCCGCAUCUGGGACCUGCACGGCGGGAGCGAGAGCUGGUUCACGGAGAAUGACGUGGCGAUCGCGUCGCUGGCGUUCCACCCCACCGCUCAGCUGCUUCUCAUCGCCACCAAUAACGAGAUGCACUUCUGGGACUGGAGCCGCCCCGAGCCCUUUGCCGUCGUCAAGACCGCCAGUGACAUGGAGAGAGUCAGACUGGUGAGAUUUGAUCCUCUCGGCCACAACCUUUUGACUGCCAUAGUGAACCCAUCCAGUCAACAGAACGAAGAGGAUUCGGAGGCGUCGAUGGACGGGCUGGAGAUGCCGUUGCCGCGGCAACGCUCCGUGCGCUCGCCCCCCGUGCGGCGCACGCCCAUCCUGCACAACUUCCUGCACAUGCUGUCGCCGCGCUCGCAAGUGCCCCCCCUGCCCUCCGACAUGCCCCCCCGCCGAGGCUCCGAGGGCCGCGACCUGCCCUCCAUGCCCCUGUUCCAGUACCCCUCCCGCGGGGUCCCCCCCACCCCCACCCCGGGCUGCACGCGCCACCUGCUGGACUCCGUGUGCUACUGCGGCCGCUGCACGUCUGGCGCCCCCUACCUGUCGGUGUCGGGGCAGAACGCUCAGGCUCCGAGCCAAUCGGCGGCGCCGGCUCCCCCGCAGCCCUCCGUUCCCUUCAGCUUCACGCCGCGCUUCUCCAUCGAGCCGCAGCCCUCGCCCGGCGCACACACACACACACACACGCACACACACACACACACACACGCCGCCCACGAGAGGCCCUCGGCCUUCAGCAGCGUGCACAGCAGCAGCGUGGGGGGGGAGGAGAGGGGGGGCGGUGUGGGUGUGGGGGCGGAGCCGUGGGGGCGGCCGGCGGAGGCCGAGGGGGUUUUCCCGCCCAGGACCAGCGCGGCGUCCUCGUCUCCCACGGCGAUGGCCAUCCCCGGCCUGCGUCCCGCCGACGCCUCGUCCUCCUCCAGCGCGCCCAUCUACACGUCGGCCAGCGAGGGCCGCGGAGGAGGGGGGGGGAUGGAGAGUGUGGAGGGGGGGUCGGGGGCGGCGGCCUCGCUCAGACCGGGUCACGGCACCAGCAGCAGUGGGCACCACCCCUUCUACGACGGCGCCGCGUUAGGCUCCGCCCCCCGCAGCUCUAGCCCCGCCUCCAUCCGCACCGUGCUGCAGUGCAACCUGAGCCGCUACUUCCUGGAGUACGAGCGCAUGCAGGACCGGGGGGGCAGCCGCGAGGCCAUGCAGCAGCUGCUCAGCAACAAUAACCACGGCAACGAGGGCGCGGCAGGCAGCAGCAGCGGCGACGCGGAGAGACCCGGCCCCUCCCACUACCAACAACCCCCCCACAACGCACCCCCCCACGCCCCCCCCCACGCCCACGCCAGCCUGAACCGCUGCCGCUCCUGCCACAACCUGCUCACCUACAACCACGACACGCAACGCUGGGAGCGCUCAGGCCCCUCCUCCUCCUCCUCCUCGUCCAAUCAGGACCCGAGCGCCGCCGCCGCGUCUCCUGGCCCCUCCUCCUCCUCCUCGUCCGGUUGGCCGCUCUCGCUGUCGGCGCCGGGAGGCUCGCAGGAAGUCCCUCCCCCCGAGGGGGCGGCGCCGCAGCAGCAGCCCGGCGAGCCGACCUUUGACCCCUCGCAGGGCGCGGAGGGGCGGCACGCGGCGACCUUUGACCCCUCGGCGGGCGCGGAGGUGCGGCACGUGGUGCCCCGAGAGGCCCCGCUGGGGCUGCAGUGUCUGGUGUACAGCCAGGACCGGCGGCAGCGCGAGCGCGAGCGCGAGAGGGAGCGCCAGCGACCCCCCCUGCCCCCCCCUCUACUGCCCCGCCGGCCCCUCGACACCGCCGCCCCCGACGCCUUAAACCAGGAAGUGCCUGUGGAGCCGCCCGACGAGGACUCGCUACGCAGGCGUCUGCUGGAGUCCUCCAUCAUCUCUCUGUCCCGCUACGACAUGACCGGAUCACGAGAUCACCCCAUCUACCCUGACCCUGCCAGGUUGUCCCCUGCUGCCUACUACGCUCAGCGGAUGAUCCAGUACCUGUCUCGGCGGGACAGCAUCCGCCAGCGCUCGCUGCAGAACCGCCUCCGCACGCUCUCCUCCUCGUCCGACAGCCAGGUGCCCAGCCCCACCGCUGCCAUGGAAACGCAAGACGUGGACUACGAGGAGCUGGAGGACCCUGGGGACAGGACAAGGCACAGAAUGCCUCGGAACACCCGAAUGUCUGCGCCAUCUCUCGGUCGUUUUGUUCCACGGAGAUUUCUCUUCCCGGAGUACCUGCCGUACGGAAUCUUCCACGAGCGCAGUCAGGGGGGCGUGGCCACACACUCCUCCAUCAACCGCGUGCUCGCAGGCGCAUCCAUUGGCGACGGCCAGUCUGCUGUGGCGAGCAACAUAGCCAGCACCACCUACCGGCUGCAGUGGUGGGACUUCACCAAGUUCCACCUCCCCGAAAUCAGCAACGGCUCGGUGAACGUGCUGGUCCCUCAGUGUAAGAUCUACAACGAUGCGAGCUGUGACAUCUCGGCGGACGGCCAGCUGCUGGCGGUGUUCAUUCCCAGCAGCCAGCGCGACUUUCCUGACGAGGGCAUCCUGGCCGUCUACUCGCUCGCCCCGCACAACCUCGGGGAACGCCUCUACACCAAGCGCUUCGGCCCCAACGCCAUCUCCGUCAGCUUGUCCCCCAUGGGCUGCUACGUCAUGGUGGGCCUGGCCUCCCGCAGGAUCCUGCUGCACCCUGCCACUGACCACAUGGUGGCGCAAGUGUUCCGCCUACAGCAGCCUCACGGAGGGGAGGCCUCCAUUAGGAUGGCGUUUAACGUGGUCUAUCCCAUGGGGCCUGACCAGAGGCGGCACGUCAGCAUCAAUUCAGCUCGAUGGCUCCCAGAGCCGGGCAUGGGCCUCGCCUACGGCACCAACAAGGGAGACCUGGUCAUCUGCCGCCCUGUGGACUACCGCAGUGAUGGGGAGGGCCCAGCAGAGCAGGUUUUGGAGUCGGCCUUCUCCCUCAACAACACCCCUGGCACCGGCAGAGGCAGAGCUACGGACCGGCCCGGGUCGAGCAGGGCCAUCCUGCGGCUGGAUCGGGACAUGGGUUUAAUGGACGCCAUUGGCCUGCAGCCUCGUCACCCAGCAACCACCGUGACCUCUGUAACCUCUCAGGGCACGCAAACGCCGACGCCCUCGCUGCAGAACGCUCAGACCCAGACGGACCGUGACCCCCAGCUGCCAGGGACCUCCCAGGCCAGCCACAGCAACAGCCAAGCAGUCCAGGUGGAGAGUGUGGACAUUCAGACCCAGAGUGGCUCGCAGCCCGACGCCAGCGCUGACGUAACCACGGAGAUGACCUCUGACCCUCCAGCACAGGAACCAGCUUCACAGGACUCCUCUGCACAGACCAGCGGUCCCACCGCUAACCACGAUCCGGACGGCCCCGCGGAGACGGGAGGAGGAGGAGGAGGAGGAGGAGGAGGAGGAGGAGGAGGUCCUGACGGCGUGGUGUCGGGGGUGGAGUCGGCGGGGGGUGUGGCCGGAGGGGAGGACGCUCUGGCGCGCUUGCGGCGCUUGAUGGCGGAGGGCGGCAUGACGGCGGUGGUUCAGCGGGAGCAGAGCACCACCAUGGCCUCCAUGGGCGGCUUCGGCAACGACAUCAUCGUCAGCCACCGCAUCCACCGCGGAUCACAAACCGGCGCCAACGCAGCACACCUGCAGCCUGCCCACCCCCCCCACCCCAACACCUCCGCACACCUGCACCCCCCCCACCUGCAGCCCCCCCACGAGCCCCCCCACGCCAACACCUCUGCACACCUGCUGCUGCAGCCCAGACACCAGCGCCCCUUGCACCCCCCCCACGUGGCCCCCCUGCUGCCCCCCCACCCCCCGCACGGCGGGCGGCUGUCCCCUCUGGGGCGGCGCAGGAGGCAGGAGGCGGCGGCGGCGGCGGACGUGGAGGACGUGUUUGAGGAGCGCAACGCAGACGGCCCCCCCGCGCCCCCCCACCACCUCUUCAGCGCCAACAACAACAACAACAACAACGGCACCAGCGGCAGCGGCGGCCCAGGAGACCAGUACAGCAGAUAGGGCCCUCCCUCCGGCAUCACAGCGCCCCUAGUGGGGAGGAGGAGGUGUUACAGCAGAGAGACCACAUCACAGCGCCCCUAGUGGGGAGGAGGAGGUGCUACAGCAGAGAGACCACAUCACAGCGCCCCUAGUGGGGAGGAGGAGGUGUUACAGCAGAGAGAGACCACAUCACAGCGCCCCUAGUGGGGAGGAGGAGGUGCUACAGCAGAGAGACCACAUCACAGCGCCCCUAGUGGGGAGGAGGAGGUGUAACCGCAGAGAGAGACCACAUCACAGCUGCCCCCCCCCCCCCCCCCCCCCCCCCAUGCUGCACCCUCAGGACGGGGCUGGGGCGCCACCUAGUGGCAGCAGACAGCAGAGAGAGGAUGGGCUUUACUUGAACACACCUCACUCUCUUUCUGUCGCUUGUUCUCUCUGUCUGGCUCUCUCUCCCUCUUUCCUUCACUCUUCAUCCCCCUCUCUCUCUUCCUUUUCUUCUGGCUCUCUCUUUUCUUCCCUUUUUCUACUCUCUUUUCUUGUCUCUUUUCUUCUCUCUCUCUCCUUCUCUCUCUCUCUCUCUCGCUGAGGAAGUGUCUGUUGUGCUCAUGAAGAGCUCUGUGGCACCCUGUCUCCUCUGCUCUCCUCUCUCCUCCCUCUUCUCUCCUCUGGUCUCCUCUGGUCUCAGAUCAGCGCUCUCUCCUCUGGUCUCCUCUGGUCUCCUCUGGUCUCCUCUGGUCUCAGAUCAGCACUCUCUCCUCUGGUCUCCUCUGGUCUCCUCUGGUCUCCUCUGGUCUCAGAUCAGCGCUGGUGCCAUUUUGAUUUUAACUUGUUCCCGGAUGCGCUGGGAGCCUGUGUGUGUUUUUAGGUGUGGAGGAUGUGGUUACCAUGGUUACCCCUUGUGCCCAGCUGGCCUCCUCUCCCGGCGUUUCCCUGCAAGUGUGUUUUACUCUGAGAGGACCGGACGCAUGAACGAUGAACCAAGAUUUCUAAGGAAAAAGGAUGAGCCUUGUCAACUGAUGCAACCUGUCCUCUGCUGUGGGCUGUGUGUGUGUGUGUGUGUGUCU
This is a messenger RNA of Sardina pilchardus (European sardine), 5828 nucleotides long. RefSeq names its product autophagy/beclin-1 regulator 1b (gene ambra1b). Gene Ontology annotation, molecular function: protein binding. The transcript is spliced from 19 exons. The record is from RefSeq and is a predicted model, not a curated record. Lineage: Eukaryota; Metazoa; Chordata; Actinopteri; Clupeiformes; Clupeidae. Gene Ontology annotation, biological process: autophagy. The coding region runs from base 364 to 4785 and encodes 1473 amino acids. Gene Ontology annotation, cellular component: intracellular membrane-bounded organelle.